GUGGCCUCCAAAAUGUGACGUCUUAGAUGUGUCAGUGCCCCACUACCAGGGUAACAUCAUUGGACUGGAGAAGGGACAUGAAGUUUCAAAGAAACAAUCUUGAUAGCAAGGAGGCGUCCUCAGACUGAAGACCCCUACUCAUCUUUCCUCUCCUGGCCAAAGGGGCUUUAAAUUGGAGUAGUGGGAACCCAAUGUCAUCCCAGUAUGCUAUUCUGGGAGAGGUGAGACCCCACCCCAGCACCAUGAACCUUUCUAAUGUCCCACCAGCCCUCAAUGGCUCCCAGGGAGGCCCCUUGCCUACCCUGUAUGGGGGCCAUUCUUUGUGGCAGGUGGUGUUGAUUGUGCUGAUGACUGGGAUCCUCUCACUGGUCACACUGGUGGGCAACCUGCUUGUGAUGGUCUCCUUCAAAGUCAACAGUGAAUUGAAGACAGUCAACAACUACUUCCUACUCAGCCUGGCCUGUGCUGACCUCAUCAUUGGAGCAGUGUCUAUGAACCUUUAUACCACCUACAUCAUCAUGGGCCACUGGGCCCUUGGCAACGUGGCCUGCGACCUCUGGCUGGCCCUUGACUAUGUAGCCAGCAAUGCUUCAGUCAUGAACCUCCUGAUCAUCAGCUUUGACCGCUACUUCUCUGUCACACGGCCCUUGACCUACCGGGCCAAGAGGACGCCAAAGAGGGCGGCCAUCAUGAUCGGCUUAGCUUGGGCCAUCUCCUUCAUCCUUUGGGCACCCGCCAUCUUGUUCUGGCAGUAUUUUGUUGGGGAGCGGACAGUGCCCUCAGGAAACUGCCAUCUCCAGUUCCUCUCUCAGCCUAUCAUUACUUUUGGCACAGCCAUUGCAGCCUUCUACCUGCCGGUCACCAUCAUGAUCAUUCUCUACUGGAGGAUCUACCGGGAGACUGAGAACAGGGCCAGGGAACUGGCUUGCCUGCAAGGCUCAGAGAGCAAGAGCAUUGUCAGGCCAAUCCCCAACAACAGGCCUAAAGGAGGUGGUGCAGGCAGCAACAGCAACUCCGAGCAGUUGGAACCCAUCAAGGUUUCUUCUGCUGUGGCAAAAGCCCACACAAAGGCCUGCUGCUUCCCCAGUUGGAGGAAGGCCAGGCUAUAUGUGGAGCAGAGCAGCAAUGGGAGCUGGAUCAAUACAGAGGAGGAGGAAGAGGAGGACGGCUCUCCUGAUUCCUUGACAUCGUCUGAGGGAGAAGAGCAGCCCUUUGAGGUUCAGAGUGUCUGCUCGGUGGUGAUCCGGCUGCCUAUGAUUGGCAGUGUAACGCAGCCCCCGCUGCCAACAGAGAAGCCAACCCGGGACCGGGAGAAGCUGGCUGGAGGGCCAUGGGCAGGAGGGAAUGGCUUGUGCAGGAUCCUAGCCCAGUCUCCUGCUGCCACUGAGUCCCCCAACAUGGCCAAGAAGCCGUCAAACAAAAAGAUAUCACCAAUUAAGGAGAAGGGGGUAUUGACUGCCAAACGCCAUCUGCGGAAGAGGAGCAAACAGCUCUCCCAGCAGAAGACCCUCUCCCUGAUCAAAGAGAAGAAAGCAGCCCGAACACUGAGUGCCAUCCUGCUGGCCUUCAUCCUCACCUGGACACCCUAUAACAUCAUGGUGCUGGUGUCCACCUUCUGCCAAGACUGUGUUCCCAAGAGCCUCUGGAAACUGGGCUACUGGCUUUGCUACGUCAACAGCACUGUCAAUCCCAUGUGCUAUGCCCUAUGCAAUAAGUCUUUUCGCAAUACAUUUAAGAUGCUGCUGCUGUGUCGCUGGGACAAGAGGAGGUGGAAGAAGAUGCCCAAGCAUGUGGUGGCCUUCCACAGGGCUCCAGCACACUGAGCAGGCGUGGGGUGAAUUCCAGAAUGAUUAAAUCCCUGGGCUGGGAUGAAGACUGUCAGGCAAACUGCACUGCAGCAGAAGAAUAGGACCUGGCUGUGAUGCCAGAGGGAGAAUUCCUCCAAGACAGUCAUGAACCCGCCUUUGGGGUCUGGGUGAGGAUACAGCUGGCAGGUUCCGGAACACCAUGCCACCGUUUAUUAUUGUAAUCUUGAACUCAUUGUCAGAUAGUGGCCUUCCUUAAAACCUUGAUGAAUGUGGAUGUAAAAGGAAAACAAAUGGACAAAGCUGGUGCAUUCAGUACUCUGUGCUUGAGAGAAACUGAUUUAAAACCUGGUUUAAAAUCUAAGCCACAGGGCCACUGAAACCAGCAAUUCACAGUUGUGACAUGACCUCUUGGAAUUUUCAGCUCUUUCCAGUCUUGAUGCUUUGACUAAGAGGACACUUGACCUUCAAUCCAUUCAGCCACAGAGAUAAGCGCAAUCUAGCCAUGCUACUGCUUAGACCAGGAAAAUGGGAGUCAGGACUCCUGGCUCUUCAUGAGGAGUAUGUCUAGUGGUUAGAGUCAGAGACUGGGCUGGGAGGAGAGAGGGUGUCUAGUGCUUAGAGCAAGGACAGGGGGAAGACUCCUGCAUUCCAGCCCCAGUUCUGGGAGGUCAGUGGCGUUUAGUGAAAAGGGCAGAGGAGAAUGGUAGACAAGACUCCUGAGUUCUUCUGUUUCCCAGCUCAGAGUCAGAGACUGGGAAUCAGAUCUGCAGGGUGGGGAGGUCUAAUGGGUUAGAGCAGGGUGGAGCCAGGCAGUGGGAGCCAGGACUCCUGGAUUCUAUUUCCAGCUCUGGGAGGGGCAUGGUGUCCAGUUCUGCAGAAAAGGAUCUGGGGAUUACAGUGGACAAGAAGCUGGAUAUGAGCAGUGUGCCCUUGUUACCAAGAAGGCAAAUGGCAUAUUAGGAUGUAUUAGUAGGAGCAUUGCCAGCAGAUCGAGGGAUGUGAUUAUUCCCCUCUAUUCAAGACUGGUGAGGCCACUCCUGAAGUACUGUGUCCAGUUUGGGUCCCCACACUACAGAAGGGAUGCGGACAAAUUGGAGAUAGUCCAGUGGAGGGUAACAAAAAUGAUUAGGGGGCUAGGGCACAUGACUUACAAGGAGAUGCUGAGGGAACUGGGGUUAUUUAGUCUGCAGAAGAUAAGACUGAGGGGGGAUUUGAUAAGAGCCUUCAACUACCUGAAGGGGGUUCCAAAGAGGAUGGAGCUUGGCUGUUCUCGAUGGUGGCAGAUGACAGAACAAGAAGCAAUGGUCUCAAAUUGCAGUGGGGGAGGUCUAGGUUGGAUAUUAGGAAACACUAUUUCAUUAGGAGGGUGGUGAAGCACUAGAAACAGAUUACCUAGGGAGGUGGUAGAAUCUCCAUCUUUAGAGGUUUUUAAGGACUGGCUCAACAAAGCCCUAGCUGGGAUGAUUUAGUUGAGGUUGGUCCUGCUUUGAGCAGGGGAUUAGACUAAAUGACCUCCUGAGGUCUCUUCCAACCCUAAUAUUCUAUGAUUCUAGUGAUUAAAGGUGGGGGUGUCUGGGCUCUGAAGUUCCAUUCUCAGAGCUUGUGACCUUGGGCAAUCAUGGGUGGUGAAGCUUCAUUGGUUGAGUUUUAGAAAACACUUUGUAAUCUGGUGCUAGUGAGGUGCCGAGUAUCAUUGCAUUGCACUGAGAGAGAUGAAAACUGAAGGUGACAUGGGGAAAGAUGACAACAUCUGGAGUCGGGAAAGACAGUAAGCACAGUUGCACCUCCAUCCUUCCCAUUAGGGUCUUAAAGUGUCCCAUUCAACCACAAUCACACAGGAUAUUAUUAAUAUAUUAUUAAUAACCCACUCUGUUCCUGUCCUGCUCAAGAGGAUUAGUGUAGAGAAAUUCUUCCCUAGUCCCUGCUCGAGCAUCUCUUUCAGGGGGUUAUAUAGGCCCCAUCAUCAUAAUAUCUGGGCACCUCAAUAUUUUAAUUAGGGUUGUCAAGGGAUUUAAAAAAUCAAUCAUGAUUAAUCAUAUGGGAAAUGAUAGAAUACUAUUUAUUUAAAUAUUUUUGGAUGUUUUCUACAUUUUCAAAUAUACUGAUUUCACUUACAACAUAGAAUAUAAAGUGUACAGUGCUCACUUUAUUUUUUAUUACAAAUAUUUGCACUGU
This is a messenger RNA of Dermochelys coriacea (leatherback sea turtle), 3983 nucleotides long. It is a transcript of the gene CHRM1, whose product is annotated as cholinergic receptor muscarinic 1. Gene Ontology annotation, molecular function: G protein-coupled acetylcholine receptor activity; G protein-coupled serotonin receptor activity. The coding region runs from base 192 to 1823 and encodes 543 amino acids. Gene Ontology annotation, cellular component: synapse; plasma membrane; dendrite. Gene Ontology annotation, biological process: saliva secretion; G protein-coupled receptor signaling pathway, coupled to cyclic nucleotide second messenger; chemical synaptic transmission. Lineage: Eukaryota; Metazoa; Chordata; Testudines; Dermochelyidae. The record is from RefSeq and is a predicted model, not a curated record. The transcript has 3 exons.